Molecule: messenger RNA, 2354 nt
Organism: Poeciliopsis prolifica (blackstripe livebearer)
Lineage: Eukaryota; Metazoa; Chordata; Actinopteri; Cyprinodontiformes; Poeciliidae
Product: uromodulin-like
Exons: 15
Coding region: 126-1880 (584 amino acids)
Source: RefSeq, a predicted model, not a curated record
AGCAGAGACGACGCGUCUGGAGAGCCGCCAUCGCUGUCAUCCUUCACUGCAGCUGGAAAGAGAGGACGAGGAGCAACGUUUUGACCCACAGCUCAGCUUUGUCAGCUGUUUCUCCACUUUCCAAGAUGCUCCGCCCCCUGCUGUUCCUGUGCACCAUCAUGGCACUGACAGGUGCUGCUGAAGUCGACAUCUGCACUGUGACCGGCCCCGCCGUCAUCGACUUUCAAGGCCGAUUCGCUCCUGUGACGGAUCGGUGUGUGUACUCCAUGCUCUCAGAUCCAUCAGCGGGCUUGGAAGUGUUUGCCACCUUCAGGGAGCGCCGUCGCAGAGACGUGAGCUUUCUGGACAGCGUCACCCUGAAGCUGCAGGAUCCAGCUGUUCAGUUUCACCUGGAGCAGGGAGGGAGAGUCCAGGUGAACGACACGCAGCUGAACCUCAGCAGCUCAGGCCAGAAGCUUCACAGCGUUUGGAUUUCCAAAGACAAAACCGGAGUCAUGGCGAACGUCACAACCUCCAACCACACAGUUUAUUUGUUCUUUGACGGCUCCACAGCACAGAUCCACGUAGAAACUCCAGUUUGGUCGUCUGCUGCUGGUCUGUGUGCAAACGCCAGCAGUAUCUCGACCCAGAGGCUGAAUCACUACAGCUCCUCCAGCUGUCAAAUUCAGUACAACGACUCUAUUGACACUUCAAUCAACUGCAGCGUGAUAACAGACCACUGCAACAUCCUGAAGGAAUCUCCCUUCUCCACUUGUAACCCUGACGUUGCCCCGACUCCCUACAUCAACGCCUGCAGUGACACUUUGUGCAAAUAUCCCUCAGUGGACGGUGUGAGGUGUCACUUCCUGUGGGCGUACGCCAGAGCCUGCAGCCUGAACAGCAGAGCCUCACUGGGAGCCUGGAGACCUGCUGACUGCUCCUCAGCUGAAGCUUUUUGCCAGGAUAAAGUUUGCAGCGAUCAUGAGUUUUGUGGAGAGACGUUCAGUGGGGGAACCGGCUGCCUCUGCAGAGCCGUGUUUGCCCACGACUACAGACAGUCAAACACUCUGAGUGAGCCAACAGUCUGCAGGCAGAACUCUGGUUCAAUCACUCUGAUCGGAUGCCUGCUGGAGGAAAAAGGCAUCGACUUCUCUACUUUACAUCUGAACAACCGGAGCUGCAGGGGCGAGAUGGACGAGCAGAACCACAUGGUGACCUUCAGCUUCGACAGCAGCAACACCUGCGGGACGGAGAUCACAAAUAAUGGAAGCCAAAUCACCUACAAGAACACCAUCAGGUACCAGAACAGCUCUGACGUCAUCACCCGCCAGGACCAGUUCUACAUCGACUUCUCCUGCCAGCACAGCCAACCCCAAACGAAGGUUGUUGCCUUCAACAUCAAGGACAGCUCUGUGGUCGUCAUCGUGAAGUCUGGAGAGUGGAAUUACUCCGUGGCCAUGAAGGCCUACACCGACCCGGGCCUCACACACGCUGUGGACUCAACCGUCGGCGUGGUUCUCAACCAGAAGAUCUGGGUGGAGCUGACCACCACCGGACUGGACGCAGACGUGAUCGCUGUGGAGACGGAGUCAUGCUGGGCGACCAGUCGAGAUUCUCCCAGCAGCCAGCCGAGAUACGACCUGAUCAAGAACGGCUGUGCCGACCCCGGCGACCAGACGGUGCAGGUGGAAGGAAACGGAGAAGGAACCUCCAACCACUUCUCCUUCAACAUGUUCCAGUUCACUGGGAGCUCUGGGGACGUUUACCUGCACUGCAAGCUGCAGCUGUGUGUCAAACAGGGGAACCGCUGCGUUCCGGACUGCAGUGGCGGCUCCAACAGGCGACGCAGAUCCACCGGGUUCGGACGUGCAGCCGUCAUCAGCCUGGCCUGGACUCAGUAGUUUGAAGGAGGAAUGUUUUAGUUACAGACGUGAAGAAGAAGAAGAAAAACUGGACUAAACUGUUCCAACAUUUUUAAUUUUAUUGAGUUUGGGGGAAAUGAUGUGGGUUACAUCUUCUUUAAUAAAACCUAUAAAUGUAAUCAGAUAUCCUGAAGUUUAUAAUCUAAAUGAAUAAUUUCCUUAACAAAUGUUCAUUUAUGUUUUAUCAUUUGAGAUUUCAAUGAUUUUUUCAGCUAAUAAGAGUCAACAAUAUAAUUAACUUUGUGUAAAAGAAGAUGAAUAAAAAACUGAUGAGAUUAUUUUUAUGGUCAGUCUGUGAAGCUGUAAUAUCUCAGGCUUUUGAUGGUUUCAUGUUAUUGUUGUUUUCAGGGAACUUUUCUUUACAUAUCAGUGAUUAUGUUCUUUUUUUCACCAACUCUUAUACAAGCAUAUAAAAGACAAAAAAACUGUGUGAAUAAAUGAUGUGGGUUUAAA